UGCAUCGCAUCGUGCUAGCAGGCACUCGUUCACCGAGAAGCGUCGCCGCCGUCGAUUUUCCGGAAGGCGGUAGCGUGGCAUACAGCCGCGGAACUCUAGGAGGCAGUGGGGUCGCAGCUUCUGCGUCGUCGACCCGCCAGCCAGCCAUCGGUGUGCGCCGGUUGUGUGUAGUAUACGGAGAAGUGUGGUGCGGUGUGCGCUUACAAGGAAGGCGCGCGUGCAGGUUUCUCGAAGGUGUGUCGGGGGAAGGGAGUUCGAGCCCCAGCAGUAUUUGCAAGGAGCACGCGAAAACCCGGAGAACUAACUAGCCGCCGGAGUCUGAACCUGCUUUUCGCCUGCUCAUCCCAGGCGGCUAAAACUGAAAACGCCUCGUUUACUGUUGAGCUGUCGCUUCGCUUCUCGGCGACCCUUUGCGAUCGCAUACAUAUCGGAGAACGGAGCCAGCUGCACGACUGUGUCUCCGGCUCGUGUGAAAGGCCGUAGAAAGGUUGUUGGCUCGAGGAAGGAAGGUAGGAAGCGGGGCUCGCUAGCAACCUCGCAUGGGAGCGAAUGCGGUAACCAGCUCAGAGAGCUGCUCGUCGACUUGUGUGCGACGGUUAGUUAGCCGUGCCGGUGGGUUGGGACUGAACUAGGAGCGAACGACCCUGCUUACAAGAGGAGGAAGGAUGCUAGUCCACAAGUAGAGAGGCGCGAGCACGUGGUGAUUCGGGACGCCGCCGUUGUGUGUGUGUGCGCGCGCGUCUCUCUCUCUCCGCCGACACUGAAGAGGCCGGGUUGUGACUAGGGUUGUCAUUUUGGAGCACGUCCAAGAGAACGACGGCCCGAACCAUUCCAUCGACCACGCGGCUUCGGCUUUUUCAGGAUGGAGGACAAAAUACCGGUUCCGCGAUGGAAAAAAGCACUCAAGCCUGUCCUGGCCACCGCCACACCCUUGGUCCUGCUGCCCAUACCACUCAGCAUAGGAACCGACGCUGCCUGGGUUGCCUUUGUGACGCUCUGGAUGGGCAUCUACUACGUCGUGGAGCCGGUGCCUCUGUCAGUGACAUCAUUACUACCUAUAGUUUUACUACCCUUCCUGGGAAUACUGUCAACCGAAGAAGUGGCAUCCUUUUACCUUAACAACACGGGGCUACUGUUCAUGGCUUCACUGAUGAUUGCCACUGCCAUCGAGUCUAGCGACCUGCACGAACGGCUCGCCUUCAAGUGCCUCCUCACUGUCGGCACCAGCGAGGGAAGGGUUUUGCUGGGCCUGAUGUCCAUCACGGUGUUCAUGUCCAUGUGGAUGCCAAACACGGCCGUGGCCACCAUCAUGGGGCCCAUGGCCAUCGCCCUCGCUGCCAAAAUGGUCGUGCCGUCUUACCACCAGGUGCCAACAAACGAGUGUUUUAAGCAGAAUGGCGACGCUGGUGGCGAUCACUUCGAAGUCGGGAUCGGCGCCGACCCUAGCGGAGCAUUGAUAAAGAAGAACCACGAUCUCCUCAAGAAGAUAUUGCUGCUUUCGAUCGCAUACUCGUCAAACAUUGGCGGCACCGGCUCCAUAAUUGGCUCGUCGACCAACAUACUCUUCAAGGGCAUUAUCGACGAGCUUUUUCCUCAUUCCACGGAGCUCACAUCAGCCACUUGGAUGCUCUACAACGUUCCGCCUAUGAUUGUUUGCACCGCCAUCGGCUGGAUUUACCUCUGGCUUGUCAUCAGAAUUAGCAGGAGAAAGGCUCACUGCCUGGAGGCCAAGAACGACAUCCGGCGGGAAAUCCAGCAACAGUACAAGAGGCUGGGCUCCGUCAGCUUCGCCGAAUACACUGUGCUCAUCAUACUCGCCGCUGUGAUACUCGUGCUGUUUUUUUACAAGCCGCACUUCAUGACGGGAUGGGGGGAUCUCAUCAAGUACGGAAGCAAAAUCAAGUCUUCCAGUCCGGCGCUUGCCAUCUGCUUCCUGCUCUUCGUCCUGCCCAAGGACCCGCGCAACUUGCAUUGCAGCGAACCACUGGUCUCAUUCAAGGACUUCUCGACCAAAAUGCCGUGGGGCAUCGUCAUACUUUUCGGUGGAUGCCUCUCCAUUGCCGAGGCUUCACAGCGUUCCGGCCUGUCGGCCAUUGUGAUAGAUACGCUGAAUGGUCUUCGAGACCUUCCCUCGGGCCUGGUGCUGGUGCUGCUCUGCUUCAGCGGCUGCUUUCUCACCGAAGUUGUCAGCACGUACGUGGUCACCGGAAUCCUCACGCCCAUCAUCAGUGAACUGGCUGUGGCGACACGUGUACACCCGCUGUACUUCCUGAUGCCAGUCAAAGCGUGCUGCUUGUUCGCAUUCAUGCUGCCGAUCGCUACUGGAGCCAACGCCAUCCUGUGCGAUAUGGGAAGGCUAAGGACCAUAGACAUGAUGAAGAUGGGGUUCGUCAUGAACGUGGCAUGCGUGCUGGUACAACUGGCCGCCAUACACACGAUAGGGCCACUCGUCUUCGACCUCUACCGCUUCCCUAGCUGGGCCACUAGAGACUUCGGUAUCAUCACUAUGGUCGGCAACGACACCUUCGCAUCGUCGCUCAACGCUACACUCGCUGAAGAGAUGGUGUCAACGACGGUGGCGGCCAUGAUGACGACGUGACGUCACGUGACGGAGUGGAUCACCGUGAACUGUUCCUAUGGCUUCAACGCAUGCGCUGUCUUGUUGUUCGAACGCGACCAGUGCGCGCUCGGUCCGUCUGUGUUCCAUUGUACCGCGUGACGUGUUUGACGCCACGUCGUCUCCUCUCCCUCUGCGAUGGCGUCCAGCACGGUUAUGCGAUGGCGUCUGGUGUUUAUGUCUGAUUAGCGUGCCGGAGACAGUCGGUGUUUUUAGUUUCCUUUGUGCCUAUACACGUGUUUAUGUGUGUACGUGAUGCUGCUGGAUGUCGUCAGAUGAGGGAUGAGGAAUUCAGCGUGGCCAUGCUUACCUGAGAUCGUGGAAAGUCAGUGAGGGAAAGAGAAUUAUGUGCUAGAAAAUCUGUGUUGCUUUUUUAUUCCUUUCUAUUAUUUUUCUCUUGUCGCGUUGCUAUGUCAUUCCUUUUGUUCCCUUGUGGACAUUUAAAAAUAUAUAUAUCAUCAAAGAGCUGAAUGCUGCCUCAAGCAAAUAACAGGGAGGAUCGCGUUGUUCUCAAGUCAAGGUGAAUUAUGGAUCGAGGUUUGAGCAGUGAGGUAUCUCAUGAAAAGAUAAGGAAUAGUAAUACGUCAAAUUGCAUUGUAUCGGUAAAGUUCUGAAGCCACCAGUAUUUAGACCCAAUUUAGUGAUUUCAGGGGUCCGUAA
Molecule: messenger RNA, 3277 nt
Organism: Rhipicephalus microplus (southern cattle tick)
Lineage: Eukaryota; Metazoa; Arthropoda; Arachnida; Ixodida; Ixodidae
Product: solute carrier family 13 member 2-like
Biological process (GO): citrate transport; transmembrane transport; succinate transport
Cellular component (GO): plasma membrane
Molecular function (GO): succinate transmembrane transporter activity; citrate transmembrane transporter activity
Source: RefSeq, a predicted model, not a curated record